Molecule: messenger RNA, 909 nt
Organism: Brettanomyces nanus
Lineage: Eukaryota; Fungi; Ascomycota; Pichiomycetes; Pichiales; Pichiaceae
Exons: 1
Coding region: 1-909 (302 amino acids)
Biological process (GO): intracellular protein transport; retrograde transport, endosome to Golgi
Cellular component (GO): retromer complex; endosome
Source: RefSeq, a predicted model, not a curated record
AUGUUAGUGCUGGCAACUGGAGAUCUUCAUGUUCCAGAGAGAGCGGUGGAUAUUCCUGCUAAAUUUAAAAAGCUUUUACAGCCUCGAGGCAAAAUACUGCAGGUGCUAUGCACGGGAAACGUCACUAGUCCAUCGAGCAUUCAAUUCUUGAAGUCAUUGUCUCCCGACUUUCAAAUGGUGAAGGGCGAACAAGAUAAAGAUUUGUCGUUACCUUUGUCGUUGGUGUUCACUUAUGAUAAGUUGAAGGUGGGACUCAUUGAUGGCUUUGAAAUAGUGCCCAAGUCAGAUCCACUUGGGUUGUUGGCACAGGCCAGAAUGAUGGAUGUGGAUAUACUAAUUUACGGAUCAACACAUAAAGUCGAGGCCUAUACGUUGGAUGAAAAGUUUUUCAUCAAUCCAGGAAGUGUCACUGGAGCGUUUAAUGCAGAUUCUAUGGAUAAGGAAGAUUUGGAGAUUAUUGAGAGCAUCCUAAAGGAAGAGGAGGAAGUGCUUAAGAAGGAGGAAGAAAACGAUAUAAAGGACGACAACGAUGAAAAGGAAGACAACGAUGAAAAGGACGACAAUGGUAAAAAGGACGAUGAAAACGAUAAAAAGGACGAUGAAAACGAUAAGAAUGAGAAAGAGGAAAUGAAGGAGAAGAUCCCAGACAAUAAAGAGGAUGCAAAGGGUGCUAAAUCGGAUGCAGUUCCGGAAAAGAGUGUUGGCACGGAAGAAGGAAACGUGCUGGUAUCUGUAGAAACGGAUGAUGAAAACCUAGACACGACAGAAAUCGAGCCUUUCCUUGAUCCAAUUCCUAGUUUUUGUCUUCUAGACUUACAAGGUUCUACAUGUACGCUUUACUUGUAUACCCUCAUAGAUGGGGAGGUGAAAGUUGAUAAACUUACUUACAGAAAAGGGGAGCUGUCUUGA